GGUGUCUGAUAGCAUAGAUAUAUUGGAUGAUAAGCUUCUUAUUGUUUCAUUACCUAAGGUGUCUGAUAGCAUAGAUAUAUUGAAUGAUAAGCUUCUUAUUGUUACAUUACCUAGGGUGUCUGAUAGCAUAGAUAUAUUGGAUGAUAUGAUUCUUAUUGUUACAUUACCUAGGCUGUCUGAUAGCAUAGAUAUAUUGGAUGAUAAGCUUCUUAUUGUUUCAUUACCUAAGGUGUCUGAUAGCAUUGAUAUAUUGAAUGAUAAGCUUCUUAUUGUUACAUUACCUAGGGUGUCUCAUAGCAUAGAUAUAUUGGAUGAUAUGAUUCUUAUUGUUACAUUACCUAGGCUGUCUGAUAGCAUAGAUAUAUUGGAUCAUAAGCUUCUUAUUGUUACAUUACCUAGGGUGUCUGAUAGUUUAGAUAUAUUGGAUGAUAUGAUUCUUAUUGUUACAUUACCUAGGGUGUCUGAUAGCAUAGAUAUAUUGAAUCAUAAGCUUCUUAUUGUUACAUUACCUAGGGUAUGUCGGCGUGGCAGAGCCCAUAUAUUCAAGUACCUUAGCCAGCAAGCUGUUAAAGAUGACAGAAAACGUGGUGUUCUUGAACAACAAGAUAUUAAAAUUAGGUAUCGCAGGUCAUUACAAAAUAGUGGGGAUGUUAGUCCUCAGCCAGGUGAGUUGAGGAGACAUACAGUGAUUGCUGACUCGGGGUAUCUCACACAAAAUGGUGAUAAACGAUGGUCCAAUUCAGAGCCUCGCUUUGAAGAAGAUGAAGUUGGUAUAUUGGCAGAUAGGGCAUUACAGCAGAAGGAACUAAGACAGGAGAGAGAAAGGGAGUUAAGACGACAAAUCUCAGAAAGGGCCCACAAAUCAUCGUUAGAGAACAAUAUUGAUUAUAUAGAUAAUGGGGAAGGUUUACUAGGGGAUAGAGAUUUUGGUAAUCAGCCGGAUGAUGAAUUUACCAAAGCAGUUUUUGAGGAGCUUGCUAAACAGUCAACAGAAUGGUCAGCGGAAGAUGAGCAGUUGAGAUUACAAGAAGAUAGAGAGAGAGAAGAGAGGAGGCGGGCUGCAAAGAAACUGCAACAGAAUCAAGAAAGAAUUAUACAGGAACAAAUGAGAGAUAGAACAAGGAGGCCAUUGACAACUUCCAGUUCAUUUAAUGAGAACACAAUUAGGCCGUUUGAAAGGUAUGUAUUAAUAUAACAAAUAUUAAA
Saccoglossus kowalevskii is the source of this 1206-nucleotide messenger RNA. Its product is annotated as leucine-rich repeat and calponin homology domain-containing protein 2-like. Gene Ontology annotation, cellular component: cytoplasm. Gene Ontology annotation, molecular function: protein binding. The record is from RefSeq and is a predicted model, not a curated record. Lineage: Eukaryota; Metazoa; Hemichordata; Enteropneusta; Harrimaniidae.